AAACAUUGAUAAUCUGGCCUGCAUUUUGCUUUGUUGAUCUUUCCAGGCCUGUCCAUUCUUGAACUGUGCCUGAUAAUUGCCAUGAAACACUUGAAUGACAUCUAUGAAGGAGAGCCGUUUUUAACUUCCAGAUGGUUCACAAUGAGUUCAAGAAAUUCCUGCAGAGGAAAUCCCAUUCUAUACAUAACUUUGACAAGCCAGUCGUCAUAAAGGCGUUUGAACACCUGCAGCAGUUGGAGCUGAUUAAGUCUAUGGACAGCUCCACAGCAAAGAUCCAGAAGGAGUACCAGCUGAUGAAACUUUUGUUGGACCACAGCCAGAUCAUGGAGGCCCUGCAGAAAUACCCACAAUGCCCCACAGAUGUUAAACAGUGGGCCAUGUCUGCUUUUGGUUAAAGGUACAUAUUCUUCUAUAUUGUGUCCAGUGGGGCAGUUCUGAAAGAUAUGGGACUGUGGCCUGGACCCUGUCCUCAGGGAUAGACAAUGAAUGACCUAACAAAUGUUUCUGCCAUGUGUUCAUUCCUUGUGUGUAAAUGUAAAUAUUUGGCUGUACUUAUUGAAUAAAGUCAUGCAAUUUUU
Molecule: messenger RNA, 578 nt
Organism: Oncorhynchus tshawytscha (Chinook salmon)
Lineage: Eukaryota; Metazoa; Chordata; Actinopteri; Salmoniformes; Salmonidae
Product: origin recognition complex subunit 4-like
Exons: 3
Coding region: 132-395 (87 amino acids)
Biological process (GO): DNA replication; DNA replication initiation
Cellular component (GO): nucleus; nuclear origin of replication recognition complex
Molecular function (GO): DNA replication origin binding
Source: RefSeq, a predicted model, not a curated record